AUGCUGGUGCAGCCUCAACCACCUUCAUAUGUCGCACUGAUGAGUGUGCUCGCUUUCAACAAAUCUGACCACCACCACCACCACCACAACCACCACCACCACCACCACUACCGCGUGGCACUCACCACGAGGAUGACCGAUGCAAAGGUGGAAGUGAGUGUGUGUAGGCUGGAUGAUGUGGGACCCUCCAGUGAGGCAUUGACGGAGUUCAAACGAGUUGAAACUCACUGUGCCAGUCUUGCUGCGUUGCUAAAUGCACUGUCACCACCAUCUGCGAAGGCGAUCAUUCAUCCACUGCAGCGGGAGAAGCAUCAGCAUCUAAUGGUGGUUUUAAAUUGCUACCCUGCAAUGUCUUCUACUGCUUCCACAGCAUCCAGCAACAAUAGCAAUAACAAAUCCAACACUGUCCCCACAUCCACAGCCAACGGUUCCGAGUUCUCCCAGGAACAAUGGUUGGAUCUCCUUCGUGUUCUACCAUCCAGCAGUCGAAUGAAUCUCCAACUAGCUUUAAGGCAAUUUCUCCAGGAGACAGGUGACAUUGAAACUGACAAAAUCGACCAAAAGACUCCCCUUCCGGAUGCGUCGACGUUGGUUCGUGCCUCUCUGCCACUAGAUGACAUGCCGCAGAAUACCUAUGGAACUGAUCGAUAUCUCACUUUGCUGAGACAAUCCCUUGAGUUGGAUCGCAAACCUCUGAUUCCCUCGGCCACACUGGACACACCUAACGGUCUUGACACUCUGGCAGCUGCAGCAUUGGCAAACACUAGUGCUGAGUUUGGCGAAAUGAAGCGUUUUGUCUGCUCAAGGUCGCGGCUGGUGUGUGCCAGAGGAUGUGAGGCAGAUGUUUGGCAGGCGGGGAGAGGAGAGGCGGUGCGGAAGGGUGGUGAGGCGAGGGGGGCGAAGCGAAGGCGGGAAUCAGAAGGAGCUGAAUAUAAUCCGUUAGGGUGUUCCUUUAAGCUAGGGCAUGCAAUAAGUGAUCAUGAAGUAACGGUGGGAGUCGACAGUGUGCACGUGCGGACAAAUGUCACCUCCACAUCGGCAGUUACUGUGAUUCAAGGCAAAGCAGUGGCAGGUACUGGAAUGGUAGCAAUCCCCAUAACUGCCCAAAUGGCUCCAGCUCUUCUGGGCGGUUUCAAGACCGAUUCGAGUCAACGUCAAUCACCGACUAUCCGGGAGACCCCGAAGCGGUUAGCUGCCACACGCGCUGAGGCCGAACAAGCUGCUGCAGCUCAUGCUGGUACUAACACGGCAGUAAAACGCAAUCGUUUGGCAAGUGACAGUGUGAUGGAUGAUGUAGAAAUUUCCACUGCUGCUGCGGCGGCCGCCACUACUGCUGCCAAUCUUCUACUCUCUAAUGGAAGCCUUCCUAAGUCGUCAGCGUUAAAACCAGAUCCUGAAUGUGUCGGCGCUACUUACGCUUUCCAUGGAGGAAGUACUGAGUUCUCCAGUAACUGGAACCUUCCUUCUUCCUCAGCUGUCGCGUCUGCUGUUAGCGGUGGCAGCGUAAUCCUGACGGAGAACAAUCGCCGACGGACAAGGGACGAAGGGUGGGUUAAAAAUUAUGGCAGUAGAGACGAAUCCUUUUUUUCCCUCCUUCGUACCAUGGCCACUGGAUUACCCUGGCCUGGACUUUUUUAUGCCUCUCUUCUCAUUGGCUGUUCGGACGCGUAUACGCGUGCAUGCGUGCGUGCGCAGAUCACCGAUGACGAAGCAGCUCGUCGCGAGAAGCGCCGAGAACGCAAUCGCGUAGCAGCCGCCAAGUGCCGACAGAAUAGGCAAAAUCAAAUUGAGGAGUUGAAGGCCAGACGAAAGCUCCUUGAAGAUGAGGGUAACCGCACUCGACAGCUCAUUCAAAAUCUUCUUCAUGAAAAGGCGCAAAUGGAGGAGUUAUUGAAGAAGCAUGCGCAAAGCGGUUGCCCCGCAGCAGCCCAAUACUUUGAGAAUGGGACCCUGCUCCUUCGCCUUUCUGCGGCAGCAGCAGCCGCAUCAUCAACGUCGGCAUCAACAUCAGCAUCAGCCAAUACGACAUCCGCACAGAGCAUCCGGAUAAUCCAGCCUUCUAAUCCCCAUCAACUUCAACUCCCCAAUCCUGGAGCAGCCUCCAUAGCCUCCACAAUUUCGUCCCCUGCGGUAAUUAAGCCAGAGGCACCUAGUUCAAGUACCCCGAUGACCUUCGUACCUGCUCAGCGACCCAAUACCCUCUCCUUGGUCACCUCGACGAAAGUGGAACUUCCUACACCGAUGCUGGACUCUGCGGCUGCGUCGUCUGCUACGACAACCCAUCUGGCUGCACAUUUGUGGUCACCGUCGGUGGCAGCAAAGAUUAAGACACCGGGAGGUGAAAAUUGGGUGAAUAGUCAAAUUGGAUUGCCACCAAUUACUGUGCGGCCGGAGAAGGAUGUCACCACGUCUGCAACAGCUAGUACAACAACUCUCCUCUCUACUCCUGAUAUCCUGCAUCAUCUUGGAAUCUCUUUGGCAGCUGCACAUGCAUCAAGCAGCACAGUAGCUAACAAACCCAACACCAUCCAAAUUGGUUGUACUGAAGGAAAGAACACCCCAACACUAACGUCACCUUCUGCGUCGUCCACACCUUCCACAGGUACUGCUUCCACCACGACCGCAACGACAAAUAUGGGCUAG
Messenger RNA from Echinococcus granulosus, 2643 nucleotides. RefSeq names its product Transforming protein v-Fos/v-Fox. Lineage: Eukaryota; Metazoa; Platyhelminthes; Cestoda; Cyclophyllidea; Taeniidae. Gene Ontology annotation, cellular component: nucleus. Gene Ontology annotation, molecular function: DNA-binding transcription factor activity, RNA polymerase II-specific; RNA polymerase II cis-regulatory region sequence-specific DNA binding. The transcript is spliced from 7 exons. Gene Ontology annotation, biological process: regulation of transcription by RNA polymerase II. Bases 1 to 2643 code for a protein of 880 amino acids. The record is from RefSeq and is a predicted model, not a curated record.